This is a messenger RNA of Mesocestoides corti, 510 nucleotides long. Lineage: Eukaryota; Metazoa; Platyhelminthes; Cestoda; Cyclophyllidea; Mesocestoididae. The record is from the annotation of a GenBank genome assembly.
AUGUACAAUGACCCCCGCCAAGUUCUCCUCCCAGUGGAUAAGGGCGAAUCUAGUAAACGCGCAAUGACGUGGUAUAUGGUAAAUCUUUUUCGUUCAACAGACGUGAUCCAUAUUCUCCACAUUUGCGAGCCAAGUUACGCCGCAAAUAACUUCGCCCUCACAACUCUGGGACAGAGCAAGACAAACGAAAUUAAUGCAAUGCUGCAAGAACAUAUCGAACUUUCGAGCACUCUGAGUCAUGAUUUCCUCUCCAGGCUGGAUGAUAAGGGCGUCACCGGGGAUUUUACACUGACGGUCGGCACAAAACCCGGCGAAGUGAUUGUUAACCAGGCCAGGGAGUUGAAUAUUGAUCUUAUUGUCAUGGGCAGCCGUGGUGUCAGUACUCUCAAGAGGACCGUUUUUGGCAGCGUCAGUGACUACGUGCUGCACCACGCCUGUGUCCCUCUCACAGUUGUUCCCCCUCCGAGGAGUGAGAAGGAUUUCCGACGAGCUUCACUGAAGCCUAUGUAA